UAACUACGAAAAUGGCAAGGCAGACGGGAAGCAAAGGUUACAAUAUAAGGCUUAUCGAUACGCUCUACAGCCAAGUUCCAGCUUUCACCGACGUGUUUGACGAGGAAACUUGGUACACUUUCGUUAUUUGUUUUGUCGCGGGUACCUUUCUGGUGGCAUUUAUUCUCUCGAGAUUCAUCACUAUACAUCCCGUUGACUAAAAGACUGCGAACGGCGAACUCGAUUCACACAAGAUGACGUCCGAUGUACUUCCUCAAUGUCGACCAUCUCAAUUCCUACGCAUUCAAUGUCAUUGAGAGCCAUUGAUUUUUUUUUUUUUUUUUUUACGGGCGGCGUAACCACGCAAACCUUUAGGUACUAAAUCAUCUCGUUCUCACGUAAUUAAAGCGACAAGCUCCUGCGCCGGUUAGCGUCGCAGGAAGAGAUGUACGAUAUUGUAAGUGCAACAUGUCAAAAACAGUUCAUGCUCUGAUAAUAAAACGUUGAAAAGAUGUAAAA
This is a messenger RNA of Dinoponera quadriceps, 498 nucleotides long. RefSeq lists its product as uncharacterized. The record is from RefSeq and is a predicted model, not a curated record. The coding region runs from base 12 to 200 and encodes 62 amino acids. The transcript has a single exon. Lineage: Eukaryota; Metazoa; Arthropoda; Insecta; Hymenoptera; Formicidae.